GACAUCUUCCCUCGCUCGCGAAGCUGAUGAAUCCACGAAAAUCGUAUUCAUUGAGUUGGAGAAAGCGCAGUGCCCUACCAUUAGCAGCAAGCGUGUUUCUCCUGUCCGGUAUAUUUGUAGUGAAAAAGAUCCCUGUCUGAGGCAUAAUUUCACGGUUUUCGUUAAAAAUCGCUCUAGGAAAUCAAUCACCUGCGGUGCGCCACCAGUAGAAGAAGAAGCAACACCGAAAAACCCUGCUGUCAGACUUCCACACGACGACGAAAAACGGCGCUGCUGAGAGCGGUUGAGGUUAGACCCAAAUCCCGUUCAUUCGUUCGUUCGUCGCACUGUUGCUGCUGCUGCCUCUCUCUCGUGUCGAUGUUUAUCUAGCAGCUGUCAGAAUUUGAAAUUGGAACUGUUUCGUGUCACAGUGAAACUGUGCUGGGUUAUUAGUUUACAGGAUAUUGAGUAUGGCAUCACCACCUGAUCAGGUGGAAAUAUUGAGGGGACGUGAUCUUACGCGGAUUUUCCAGCUAUGGGAGGAGAGGCACAGUACCUCCGGAUAUGAUCCGGAGCCAAUUGUGACAAGAUUAGCGGAAAUCUUCGAGGAGGAAACCGAGGUGUACAUGCGCAAAGAUCCGGACCCUUUCGAUGAGCGACACCCGUCCCGAACCGAUCCAAACAGUGAGCUCGGUCGGAUGUUGAAAACUUUGUUUCGAAAGGAUCACUUUAUGACCCGGCUGGUGAACGAUUACUUGCGGGAUAAUUUCUUCACGAGACAGAAUGUGCAACAAUGUUCGCAACCGCUCAACAUCGCCGCCUGUCGGCUUAUUCUGGUUAUCAUGCCCGGACUGGAGACAUCGGCUGUGUUCCAGGCUGAAUUCGAUCAUUUGAUUAACAGACUCUACGGAUGGGCAGAAUCGAGUCCCGAACCGCUGCAAAGUUACGCCACGGGACUGUUGGGAGCGGCAAUGGAAGUGCAGGAGAUUGCUGUCAGUUUCAGGGAGCAAAAUAUUCGACUGUUGCCAAUAAUGCUGCGCCGAUUGCAUGUCCUUCAGUUGGCCCACCGGAAUCGUGAUCGGCUGCUAGAGGCUGGGGAAGGCACCAGUAGUACCGCCUUCCAGCGAAUGUUCCAAGGAGAGUCGACCUCAAUUUCACAGCAAUCAUCGCCUGUGAAGACGCGGGACGAGGCUCCGAUGGAGGAUGAAGAAAACAGCGCGGAUGCGGAAAGACCAUUUGCCCACUUGGGUGCCACAGAGACUGUCACCGCGCCAUCAAACGGAGCUUCGCCAGAGUCGAAUCUGAAUUUAUUGUUCCAAAAUGAAAACAGUCAAAACACACAGGAUAAUGGGCAAGGUCGAACUUCCCAUCGGAACAUGAUUCCGAUCUUUCCGGCCACGAUCGCAACCAGCCAAAUGUUGAUUCUGCGGUACCUUACCCCGAUGGGAGAGUAUCAGGAGUUUCUUCCGCACGUCUUCGAGCACAACGCCAUGAGCCUAAUUUUUCGAUAUAUCGAAAAUUUGGAAGCCAAAGAUACCUGUUUGGCGUUCGAAGCCCUCAAAUAUCUCGCAUCGCUCCUUUGUCACAAAAAGUUUUCGCUGGAAUUCAUUGCAAACGGGGGGUUGGAACGUCUGCUAAAGGUUCCCAGACCAAGCCUCGCUGCCACCGGAGUUUCGAUCGCAUUCUACUAUCUAGCCUAUUGCGAGGAUGCGAUGGAACGGAUCUGUUUGAUGCCACAGAAGAUAAUCACCGAAUUGGUCACCUAUGCCCUUUGGCUCUUGGGUUGUUCUCACGAUUCUGGCCGUUGUCACGCGACAAUGUUCUUCGGUCUCAGUUGCCAAUUCAAAACCAUGAUGGAUGAAUUCGAUAAGCAGGAUGGACUUCGGAAAAUGUACAACGUGAUAUCGGUGCUUCCAAUUUUGCUGCCGGCGGACGAUUACAACCUCAAUGACGACGAGGAGUGCGCCGCACGCCAGGUGGUACGCCACGUGUGCGUUGCGUUGAAAAAGUAUUUCGAAAAUCAUCUUUACUACAAAUACAGCCAGGUCACGCGACAGCAGUGCCCCACAGGAACACUCGCGCAGCCGGUUUUUAAGUCGGUCAAAAACUCCCCCGAGGUAAUAAGCGAUCAGAUCAAAACGCUGCAAGAGUUGCUGCCGAUGAAGGCACGCUGGUCGCCGGUGGACGAGUUCCUCGAUUUGGGAGGGGUGAAUCUACUUUUGCGUAUCAUUGCGUUGGCUUACGAGUGGAACUAUAGUGGACGUUCUUGCAGUGCCGAGACGGUGCGAGCCGCACUGGAUGUACUCAACAUCUGCUGUGUUAUCCCCCGGGUGCACGCAAUGUUUUGCGAGAGGAUUGAUUUCCCGGACGAGGGAUCAGCCGCGGGGAUUAAUAUUGUGUUGGGAGCUGCGGAGGGAGAGAUCGUUGCCGACGCGGAAGUGCAGAAAUCAGCACUAGCGGUGCUGGUUCACACGGUUUGUGCCCCCAUUCAUCGACCCAGCGGAUCGCUAGCUCGCUUUGGUUCGGCGAAAAAACGAAUGCCGAACAAGAACUCGGAAGAGCUGCUGCAGAAAGUGUGGGAAUCCGUGCGAUCAAACAACGGUAUCAUCGUGCUGCUGUCGCUGAUGUGUGUGAAGACACCGAUCACGGAUGCGGACUGCAUCCGUGGGAUGGCCUGCCGGGCGCUCGCUGGACUGGCCAGGUCUGAAACGGUGCAACAGAUCAUAGGCAAAUUGCCACUGUUCGUUAACGGGCAACUGCAGAGUCUCAUGCGGGAUCCGAUUCUGCAGGAAAAACGCGCUGAGCAUGUUCAGUUCCAGAAGUACGCUCUGGAGUUGAUGGAGCGCGUCUCGGGGAAAGCUAAAACGUUCAACAAUCAGCUGGACACUUCGCUGGCAGAUAUUCACAAGGCGAACGUGGUAGCCCAGACAAAGAUUCAAUUCAACGAGCAACAGUUGUACCAACUGAUAUAUCAGCACCUGAUGGCGCGGGGUUUGUCCGAAACUGCCACCAAUCUGGUUAAGGAAAGUGGCAUUUCGGUUCCCAUUAGCCACCAACAGCAUCAUCAACACCAGCAGGUAUCCAGCAUAAGUCGAAAUCUGCACCACUCGCCCUUCGCCUUUCGGUCACCUAGUGCAACCAUUAUACAGCGGUCGAGAAUUCGUAGUAAAGCAUCCGAGCCCAGCUUCAAUCAUUCAAUGGCACAGGCAAACCUGCAAGCCGCUCUGGCUGCCGCCAGUAUAGAGGCAAGCUCGUUGGCAGCGGGAAGCACCAACAGCGAUUUGCAAGCCAUAAAAAUGGACACCCCCAUCGGUGCCGGAGCUACGUUAGCUUCCGAUGCCACCACGGAACCGUUCACUCCGAUAAAACUAAUCAAAAAAACUAAUACGAGUAGUGCCAGUGCGGGAGGGGCCGCUGGUAGUAGUUCUUCGCACGGUAAUAGCAUCAAUAUAAACACUCCCUUCUCAUCCUCCUCUAGCAAUCAGCGGUCUCUGCAAAAGCAGAUCUCCGCCACCGUCGAUACGGCGUCGUUUCUUGUCCCUGCUUCCACGUCUUCCAAAACGACAACGACAGACGGUCCAAGUAGUACGGUAACUCUCGAUACGAUAAUAACGGAGUACCUCACCAAUCAGCACGCACUCUGCAAGCAUCCAAUGUCCACCUGUCCCCAGUUCGAUUUGUUUGUUCCGCACAAAUGUCCUGAUCCCAGGCCGAAUAGAGCCUCCGGGAUGAGUACAAACUUUGCGGCGCGCUUCUUCAAACGCCACGCCGGUUACUCAUCCGAGCGGUUCGACAGAAGGUUGGUUCACUCGAACUUUUCCGCUUCGCGAGUGUUGCGUCCGCAGGACUCGGAGUUCUUCUUCACGUGUUGCUAUUUCACGCCAUGUGCGACGAAGCUCAUCACGGGGUCACACAGCGGAGAGGUGAAAAUCUUCAAUCUCAGCGAUAGCAACGAGGAAUACAACUAUUCCUGCCACGAGUCGUACGUCAAUUCCAUCAAGUGUAGUAAAGACGGUCAGCUGCUGUUGACGUCAUGCGCGUGGCGGUCACCAAUGACGGCUUUGUGGAAUAUCGAGAACAAUCGAUUCUCACAGAAGCUCCAAUGGGACGAAGAGGAAUACAUGGAGUUCCCGAACAUAAAACAGGAUAAAGUGCUCGCAACCACCGGGGAGGUUGCCACAAUCUAUGACAUAAACACAGGACAGAAGACACUGUCGCUGGUGCCAAACAUCUACAAUCAGUACACCAAAAAUCGCGCCACUUUUUGCCCCUCGGACGAGCUGGUUCUGUCGGAUGGCGUCCUGUGGGAUGUGACCUCGGGCAAGGAAAUCCACAAGUUUGAUAAACUAAAUCAAACCAUCUCGGGUGUGUUCCACCCGAACGGGUUGGAAAUAGUGUCCAAUACGGAAGUGUGGGAUCUACGGACAUUCCAUCUGUUGCGAACUGUGCCGGCGUUAGACCAGUGCUAUGUGAGUUUCUCCCCGCAGAAUGUGAUAUACGGUAUUUGUCCGGAGGUGGAAACCGAGCCAAAUUCGGACAAUGUGUUUUUCGAGUCUAGCUUUAAGGUGCUAGAUGGGUAUAACUACUCGAGCAUUUCGACGGUGGACGUGAAGCGCAACAUUUACGAUCUGGCGAUCAAUUUGUACGGAAGCCAGAUUGCGAUAGUGGAGAAUCAGGGUGGUUUCAACUCGGUGCAGGAAUCGGUGGUUCGGAUAUACAGUGUCGGGCGGAAGAAGAACACCGAAGAUGAUGCCGAGGAAGAGGAAGAGGAGAUGGAGAAUUCAGAGGACAACUCGAUGUCGGAGACGGAAUCUGUCGUUUUUCACGGCGCACGCGGAGAGAACGGCGGCCAGCGUCGUCGGCGGAGACGGGGGAUGCGUAUCAAUGUACUCGAUGAUGAUGAUAUCUUUCAACCAGGUUCCUCCUCGUCCAGCGAGGACGACGACGAUGACGACGAUAUGGAUGAUAACGAUGACGAUGGUGACAACGGGGAGAACGACGAUAACGAGGAUAACGAUGGCGGCGAAGACGACGGUGCCAACAACAACGAGGACGAUGGCGAAGAGGAUGCUUCCUCGUGGACCACCACUUCAGAUUUGGAGGACUUUUUGCUGUUAUAAAUGGAAAAGAGGUCCCGUUUCGGAAUACAAGGUCGCUUGAAUCAAUUUCGCACUGCGUCUAUUUGUACCAUUAUGUAGAUAUGCCAUGGAGGAAGGGAACGAUAACUGUCCAUGUAGCGUAAGAGCUUUAGGUUUGAAAAUUGCAGAUCCACGUCAUGCGGUAAUACAUGAGGUAUAUAAUCGUUUAGUUCAGGUACAAUAAAAGGGAUGUUCCAGUACUUGCAGGUUCCGCACAGAAUGUAGCAAUUGUAGGAUAAUGGAAGUAUGGGAAGAGACCUGAAUGUGUAACAUUAUAACGAAAGAAUCAGCGGUUGCAGAUUUUAAACGUUCGACAUUGUAAUGGAGUUAUAUGUUAACAGUUAGUUAAUGUUGCGUUUACACUAGAUACUAUAAAAAUUGGCUGCUCGUCUCGUCUCGUUGUGGAAUAAAUCGCGAAAAACCA
Molecule: messenger RNA, 5541 nt
Organism: Toxorhynchites rutilus septentrionalis
Lineage: Eukaryota; Metazoa; Arthropoda; Insecta; Diptera; Culicidae
Gene: mahj
Product: protein mahjong
Exons: 9
Coding region: 450-5099 (1549 amino acids)
Biological process (GO): protein ubiquitination
Cellular component (GO): nucleus; Cul4-RING E3 ubiquitin ligase complex
Molecular function (GO): protein binding
Source: RefSeq, a predicted model, not a curated record